This is a messenger RNA of Solanum lycopersicum (tomato), 399 nucleotides long. RefSeq lists its product as uncharacterized. NCBI's taxonomy places the organism in Eukaryota, Viridiplantae, Streptophyta, Magnoliopsida, Solanales, Solanaceae. The record is from RefSeq and is a predicted model, not a curated record.
AUGCUCACAGUGGAGAGUGCAGACAAGGCAUUAAUGACUGCUUCGGUUGUAGUAAGAUCGGGCACACAGUUAACAAGUGCCAUCAGAAAAGAGGUCAGGCUAGAUGUAACGCUCAGCCUAGGCCUAAUCCGCAGGAUGCAGCAGCAGCAGCGCCUCCUAAGAGGAACUGGUCAUGUUUUGUCCGACAAAGGGGUGAAGGUGAAUGCCAGAAAAACUGAGGCUGUUAAGAACUGGCCAAAACCUCUUACUCCCACUGAUAACCGCAGCUUUCUAGAAUUGGUUGGUUACUACCGCAGGUUGAUGGAGGGUUUUUCUUCCAUUGUUACCUCACUGAUAGCUUUGACUAAGAAGAAGGCCAUGUUUGAAUGGAUAGAGACUUUUGAAAAGAUUUUACAGUAG